This is a messenger RNA of Dinoponera quadriceps, 2927 nucleotides long. RefSeq names its product gonadotropin-releasing hormone receptor (gene Crzr). Gene Ontology annotation, biological process: neuropeptide signaling pathway. The record is from RefSeq and is a predicted model, not a curated record. Lineage: Eukaryota; Metazoa; Arthropoda; Insecta; Hymenoptera; Formicidae. Gene Ontology annotation, cellular component: membrane. The transcript is spliced from 7 exons. Gene Ontology annotation, molecular function: corazonin receptor activity. Bases 1415 to 2623 code for a protein of 402 amino acids.
CUGUAUUGUAGAAUGAAAGGUUUAACAUAAGGCGAAAAUUUUCACGUUCAAUCCGCGCGAUAAUACGUCAGAAUGAACUUGUCGAGCGUGUGUCAAAUCGGAGUCGAUAGUAACGAUGUAUGCGUGGGAGACAAGAUCAAGGCGAUAAAGAAAGACGAUGCCGCGAAGCGAUAAAUGUCGCGUUGACCAUCGAUCAGUCGGGUUCACACAGUGCGAACGUAAUCAUCGUUGCAUUUCUGCGCAUAUGGCGACGCAUGUAAAUUCUGUGCGCGAGUCCCGACGGAAUCAUGUGGCUUCCGACGGUAUUUUUUGUAAAACAUACGUGGAUUAUUUCAUUUCAAAUUUUGCAAAAAUUUUCAAAAACUUUCGUUAAAAAAGUCGCUACUAGGAAGAGAACGGAGAGAACUAUUUCGGUUUUGGGAAUUUGAUGUAAUUCAGUUAACUGUGUUUAGAAGUCCGGACAAUUAACGACGUCAUGUCGGUGAAUUAAUGUCGAGCGCGCUUUUCGCGAAAUCUGUGUGAGGUGCGCACGAACAAGAAAAAAAUAUUAUAUAGAAUCACAUAAGUAUAGAGAGAGAAUUCUCGUCGUGUGAUUUAUGUGCGAUGAAUUUAUUACGCGAUGGUCAUUCUCGUCCAGAAAAAGCUAAUCCAGCAAGAAAAUUAUUAUCGACAAGCAAAGGGUGCCAUCUAUUCGAGAAAAACACGAUUUCGUGUGAUUAUUUGUCAUUAAACAUAUGAGAAAAAAAGCGAACGCAUAUGAAAUUACUUACGUAUACGUUUUUCUGGGAAUCACGGUCGCUUAUUGAUUAAGAGAAGAGAAAAAGAAGAGAUAUAUCGAUAUAAUUGUAGCGCGUGAUCGGUGGGGGAAUCGUUCAAACUUGACAAAAUUCGUCGCAAGAUAUAUAAGGUAUCCCACGACUCGCUAUCUUACUUUUAACGUCAGACUCGGGAGUUGGUUUCUUGCUAAGUAAAAGUGUUGAGUUACCUAUGUUUCUGAGUUGCAAAUCGAGAUCGAAAUAGAAAAUCAUUUCACGACCUGGGCUAUAAGAAAGAACACGAGGAUGCCCGAAACGUUAUUCAUCGCGCGAUGAGAAUGGCCUCGAGACAUCAUGCCUGCGAUGUCCUUUAACCUGAUCGCGACAACCCUCGCACGGGACAAACAGAGCGGACGUGUGCCCAAACGAGCAUAAAAGCGACGGAACGGGUUUGACGGAACCCAAAAGAAGACAAGCGGUGGCGACGAAUCGACAAGGACCCUGAGAUCAUCCUUCCCACUUUAGAUGUCCCCCACGGAACAUGCAUCUCACCUCUUAAGGCGGCCAUGCUAUUCCGCGAGAGAACGGUGGCAAGCGUUCGGUCGCCAAUAUCGUAUCUUCGAUGAACCGGAAGCAUCGGGCCGAUUCCGAGGACGACGAUGAUGAACAACACCACCGCCAGCAUUGACGCAGCGCUCCCCGGGGAACUGUGCGGCAACCUCACCGUCGGCCUCGACCUGAAACUGAGCCUGCGACCCCGCGACAACCGCAGCGAAAUCGAGUUGUAUGAAAACGUAACGUGCCUGGAGCACGCGCCCAGGUUGACCAACUCGGUCUACCUCAAGGUCAUCGUAUUAGCGGUCAUGUCGGUACUGAGUCUAGUCUGCAAUCUGGCGACCGUCUAUUCGAUCAUAAAAAACAGCCGGAAACAACGGGUGUGCUCAACGAUCUAUACGCUGCUCCUCCAUCUGACCGUGGCCGAUCUGCUCGUCACCGUCUUCUGCAUGGCCGGCGAGACGAUCUGGAGCUACAACGUCGCGUGGCUGUGGGGCAACGUCGCGUGCAAGCUCUUCAAGUUCCUGCAGAUGUUCAGCCUCUACCUGAGCACUUUCGUGUUGGUGCUGAUUGGCGUCGACCGGUUCGUCGCGGUGCGCUAUCCCAUGAAGGGGCUCAGUAUGAAUCAGAGAUGCUCGCGAUUCGUUUGCAGCGCUUGGAUAUUGUCCUUCGUGCUCGCCACUCCGCAGAUCGCGAUAUUUCACGUUGCCGAAGGACCAUUCGUCGAGGUAUUUACACAGUGUGUGACUCAUGGCUUUUACACCGAGGCUUGGCAGGAGCAACUAUAUACCAGUUUCAGCCUAUUUUUCAUGUUCCUCCUGCCAUUAACAAUUUUAAUUACCACAUACGUAUCCACGGUGAUCACAAUUUCCCGAAGUCAGAGGAUGUUCAAAGGAGAACCGGUAAGGAAUGGCAUAUAUACUAGAAGCAGUGACCUGAAUAGGAGAAGACUGAUGCACCGAGCGAAGACGAAGUCAUUGCGUAUCAGCGUCGUCAUCGUUGCGGCCUUUCUGAUCUGGUGGACGCCGUACUAUACGAUGAUGAUUAUCUUCAUGUUUCUCAAUCCCGAUAAACACUUCAGCGAAGAGUUGCGGAGCGGGAUAUUUUUCUUCGGCAUGAGCAACAGCUUGGUAAAUCCCCUGAUAUAUGGCGCGUUUCACCUUUGGCCGCAGAAACAACGAAAGAGUUCUUAUCACAGGUCCGAACAGAUAACGAUGCAGCAGCGGAACAACACAAGGAAGUCACGCGAUACGCCUCUCCUUUCGCACCAGGAUAGUGGAAGUAAAGUGAACGCGCAGCAACGCCAGACAUAACAUUUUCCCGUGAACUGAAUUGCAUCGUCACCUUCUGCGAAAAAAGUGUACAGCGAGGAACGAGCGCGUAGACAGUAUGAUGUAUUAGACAAAAUGAAGAACAUAAAUAAGCAUCAUUCUGCCACGCCUUUCGUAUCGAAUAUCGUUAAUAAACGACUUCUACGAGUAAGGAUCGCUAUCCGCGAUCUUAAAUACCGAAAGAAACAAAUUUACUCUCCUAAUAAAAAAAAAUAGUGGAAAAGGUGGUAUUACGGCCUCCAUUUACGUUUUAUACAACAACUUUGUUAAUAAUCAAUAUUUUAAA